CAGGUACGCCUUCCCAUGAUACAAUGUGACAGCUGUCAAAAUGGCGGCCUCCAUACAAUGUUUUGAAACUUGAAAAUAGGCACGGUGUAUGCCCCCGGAUUUAUGAUUUUUUAUUCAAUUUGACAUUGUGAAAUGUCGUUAUCAUUUAAAUCUGUUUUCAUAACAGUGAAUCUUCUGUUGUGUCUGCUGCCAUGCUGAUAGUGAAAGACACUCCACGAUAAACCAAAAUUUGCUGAGAAUUUGAUACUUGGGCCUUGUGUUUAUUUUUUUGCAAAGUAACAAUACUGCAUCUUCAGAAGUGAAGAUGGCUAGUUCUGGUAGUGUGAAGGGCCGGACUAGCUCACAUGGAUCGGCAGGAUCCAGGGGCUCUCGUACCCCACCAACAAGUGCUGGAAAGGUCCCAGUCCACAAAUCAGCCAGUGCCAGUAGGCCUAACGCUGAUGCUGCAAGAAAACCACUGAAACCGUCCAGGCCAUCAGACCGACUGAACCCGAAAACAGUUGAUCCUUUUGCCAAUUCAAAGAAGAAUCAGUCAGCUUUCGCUUCAGUGUAUUCCAGUGGAGGCCUCCCAUGCAGAUUGGUCCAUGGCAGUGUGAAGCACAAGAUAGCGUGGGACAGUUCCCCAGAACAUGUACAGUUUGACCCUGUUCUAGUCACGUUAGCAGAGGGCUUGAGAGAAACAGUUCACCCAUACACAUUUGUCUCAUGUGCUGGAUUUAAGGAGCUGUUAGAAGUCCAAGACUCGGGUGAUAAGGCAGCUCCUCUCUUACCAAAGUUGGCACCAUCUCUCAGAGCAGCACUGGCUCACAGUGAUGCAGGUGUGUUUGAGAGAUCUCUGGAUGCCCUGCAGCAGCUAAGUGACUCCGUGGGGCCAGCUCUGAAUCCACACCUUAAAAACCUGCUCAUGCCAGUAUCCAAAAAGAUGAUGGAUAAAAAAUACAAAGAAAAGUGUACAGACAUCCUACAACAACUGGAGCAGAAUGGAGGGAGGGAGGUUCUACCAAUAAUCAAGUCCAAAGUACCAACUUAUUCAUCUAUUUAUGGAUAAAACAUUGAAAAGUGAUUUGUAUAUAAUUUUGUUGAUUGAGAUAUAUAUGUAUAUUAAAUGAACUUAUCCUGUUGCUUGUUGCUAUGUUGUAAUAUGGCACACACAUUGCUUGCUUGUGUUACCUAUGUCUAACUCAUGCACAUGUCAAGUUAUUGUAGUUAUUCUGUUAAUGCAUGCUCUUAACCAUCUUCCCAAGGCAAGAGCGUCCACUAGCCUUUUUUUCAAAGUCUUGUUUCCACCCUUGCCACAUCAAGCCCACUUUCCUGUGCUAAAUAUGAUUGGAUUAUUGUACAUAUCGAUUGUCCAUAUCGAUUGUCCAAUCUGAGAACAUUUCACAAAAUCAACAUCCACGACUGUACAUCUUCGUAUGAAAGUGUUUUACCGCUGCCUGUCUUUGUUUAGACAAAUAUUUUUUGUCAUCUUUUAAACACCGCAAACGAUUGCCUAUGUUUUUGUGUCAGGGAUGAAAUUGCGAAUGUUUUUGUUAUCUGAUCGACCAGGUCGUCGCCUAUGGCAGUUGCCAUCUUUGUGAGGCUAUAUGAGAUAAGAACAGCGAUCUGAUUGGAUAUCUAGUCUUCAUUACAAGGGGCACAACUUGUGAUCUAUGCGGGGUGGUGCCAGGAUUGAGCCAGUAAUAAUUUUUAAAUCUGUAGUUGAUAGCAUGAACAACAAUCCAAGGUUAUCUGUUGUGACACACAGUGAUCCAAGUCAGUAUUUGUAACCACCUGAUUCCCAUAUAGUUGUCUCUUACUACAAACAUUGGGCCUCAGUCUGGCCCAGAAUUCUUAUAGAGGUGGGUCAGGUGUGUGUGAUGACAUGCAGUGUUUUAUCAAGACCUGCUCAGAGGCUGAUAUCCUGUCCUGUCUGUAGCAAAUGUCAGAAAUCCUGAAUUAGGAAGUAAGGAUAAGAUUUAUGGAUGAACAGCUGCUUUAUUACAAUUAGGAGCGACGUUUCGGUGUAGGUUCUAACACCGUUAUCAAGCAAGCACUUCCUUGAUAAAUGGUGUUGGAACCUACACUUGCUAGGACCUACACUGAAACGUUGCUCCUAAUUUUAAUAAAGAAGUUGUUCAUCCAUAAAUCUUAACCUUACUUAGUACUCCAACUUCUAAAUCCCUUUUAAAGAAGUUAGGAAUUAGGCAGUUCUAUUUUCAUGUUUAUACAUAUAUACUGUAUAGUUAAAACUCAUGUGAUGUCUUGUAGACUUGGUAGAGGUGAUAUGAAUUUCACCAAUAACAGGGCCAAUGAGGAGAAAGAGGCUUUCAUGUUUCGUCUUACAUUUUUGCAUCACAUGUAAUGUUAAUAUGCAAUAUUACAGACCUCUGAAAUUAAGCAAAGAAGAACUUUAAAAAAAUCCCUAUUUUGAACAAAAUAUUGUUUCUCAAUUUGCCUGCCAUGGGCACUUAGUUUGAAAUCCUAGAAAAAAACCUUCAAAUGACAUACAUACAUGACACAUCCUCUCAGAUUUAAAUGUUUGGUAGCCAGUAACAUUAUUUGUUUUUUAUUUUAUUUUAUGUAUCUGUGAUUUUUGUCUUUGAAUUUGACUUGUCAUGAGAUGACAACUGUUUGUUUGUGUGUUGUUUGUUGGUACUUAUUUUACACGACUUGCUCCAUCCAAGCGAGGUCCUUGACCUGAGGCAUAGGUAACAAGGUUUUCAAAUAAUUUGAUAUCCUGUUUUUAUAAUUGUCAAGUCUUAUAUUGGUUGUGGCAAGAGUAAGAAAUAUUGUGAUUACCCUUCCUGACAUAAUGGAGUACCAUUUACCAUAUCUUUAUUCCUUUGUUAUUGAGUAAUUGGACAUCAUAUUGAUAAUAUAUGGUUGAGCAUACCAAAAAUCAGGAACAUAGUUGGUGCAUAUGAUAUGUUAUAAACAUAUUGUAUUCAGGAGAUUGUUCUAAUGAAGAGAAUUAUAUGAGCAGUAUUAUUUUUACAAGAUGAAUAUCCAUGAUAUACUCAAGGGCAAAUACAGCUGCUUUUAUCAUACCUCCAUCUCAGAAUGAUGAGAUCUGAUUGGUUCACGUGAUCUGGAUAAAAUACUAUAUCCCGCCUUAAUGGGAAAUCAAUUUUUCAGCAGGAGAAUAAAUCACUUAUACCCGACCACGAACAAGACAGGCUGCAUGUGGAUUUCUGAGAGGGAGAAACCCCUCAUACUCCGCAUCGAAGUAAAAAGCUGCAUGCUUUUUCCAAGUCAAUGACAGUCACUUCACAUAGCACAAGUUCUAUCAAUUUUGAAUUUUUUUUCAUUCUUUUAACGUCAUAUUAAAGUAAUAUAAUUUUUGUUGAAGCAGUAUCACUUGGGGUACAUGUGGAUUUAUGCGUUCCUUGUAUAAAACCGGGGAUUCAUAAAACCACUUAUACCUGAGUGAUACUGCUACUACUUAUAAUGUUUUUUUUGAUAACUGAAUAAUUAAUAAUGGUUAUGAUAGAGACUAUAUGGCUCUUCAGAUCGGGGAACGGAGGUCCAAUUGUCUACGACACUACAUUUCGCUGUGGAGAGUUGUGUCCCUUAGGCAGCCCAGAAACUUAUGAUCGUGGCUUUGAUUCCCAGCUUCCUAAGUUUCUAGGUUUAUCAACACCAUACCUGCGGUAAACAUCUUAGACCUGCUUCAGGCUCUCCUUCCACAUCAAGCUGAAAUGGCCUGAUGUAACUGAAAUACUGUUUAAUGUGGCAUGAAACCAAUCUCAAUGAAGUGUUUACACAGAAGCCCACCUGUCAAGGCAUACCAAGGAUGCUGAAUUAUUGUCAGAGGGGACGAAAAUAACCAGACAUUUACCAUACAUGUAACAUGUGAACAAAAUAAAAAUACAUCUGUGCAUGAUAAGUAUUUAAAAACCUGACCACUCAAUCCUGUUAGUCGCCUCUUACGACAAGCAUGAAUACUAAAGAACAAUCCGUGAAGA
Messenger RNA from Haliotis rufescens (red abalone), 3947 nucleotides. Its product is annotated as PACRG-like protein. The record is from RefSeq and is a predicted model, not a curated record. Lineage: Eukaryota; Metazoa; Mollusca; Gastropoda; Lepetellida; Haliotidae. The transcript has 7 exons. The coding region runs from base 305 to 1048 and encodes 247 amino acids.